UACCACUCUCAGAAUUGAACGACUUCCAAACCUCAGGUCUCUGGACAGUAAGGGGCUUCAACAACUUACCUCUCUCUCAAACUUGUACAUUGGCGACUGCCCUGAGUUUCAAUCCUUUGGAGAAGAGGGGCUUCAACAUCUCACCUCCCUCAUAACAUUAUCCAUUAGCAAUUGUUCUAAGUUCCAAUCCUUUGGAGAAGAGGGGCUUCAACAUCUCACCUCCCUCGUAACAUUAUCCAUUAGCAAUUUUUCUGAGCUCCAAUCCUUUGGAGAAGAGGGGCUUCAACAUCUCACCUCCCUCAAAACAUUAUCCAUUAGCUGCUGCCCUGAGCUCAAAUCUUUAACAGAAGCAGGUCUUCAACACCUUAGCUCACUUGAAAAUUUGCAGAUCUCCGACUGCCCAAAGCUCCAAUACCUGACGAAAGAGAGACUGCCAAACUCCCUCUCUUUUCUGGAUGUUUACAAAUGCUCUUUGCUGGAAGGUCGCUGCCAAUUUGGGAAAGGCCAAGAUUGGCAGUAUGUAGCUCACAUUCCACACAUAAUCAUCAACAAUGUGUUAUACUGAUGAAGAUGGAAAUAUAUCAAUGUCAAUCAGGUUUGGUUGAUUUGGCUAUGAUCAUAAAGGCAUGGUGCCAAGCAGCUCUCAGGAGACUUCAUUUUCGACUUCCCGAUGGUCCAACAGUGGAGACCUCACAAGUUUUUCUUAAUCAUGACUGCAUCAUUUUUCUGCACUUACUGGAGACAGUAUUCACUAUGGUUCUACUUGCAAGCAGGGAGAGAUCACCUGAAUGAUAGUUGAUACCACACCACCAAUUAGCCACUGUCAAAAGGCAAGGAUAUGGGAAUGCAUCUUCUUUGUUAUGUACUUAGCAGGACUUAUUUCUUUUCUUUGUUUUUUUUUUUUUUU
This is a messenger RNA of Vitis vinifera (wine grape), 907 nucleotides long. RefSeq lists its product as uncharacterized. NCBI's taxonomy places the organism in Eukaryota, Viridiplantae, Streptophyta, Magnoliopsida, Vitales, Vitaceae. The record is from RefSeq and is a predicted model, not a curated record. The transcript is spliced from 4 exons. The coding region runs from base 466 to 792 and encodes 108 amino acids.